Protopterus annectens (West African lungfish) is the source of this 1943-nucleotide messenger RNA. It is a transcript of the gene CIMIP2C, whose product is annotated as family with sequence similarity 166 member C. Lineage: Eukaryota; Metazoa; Chordata; Ceratodontiformes; Protopteridae. The coding region runs from base 130 to 630 and encodes 166 amino acids. The record is from RefSeq and is a predicted model, not a curated record. The transcript is spliced from 4 exons.
CUUGACACUGCUGAGGAGUUUUAACUGAAAUUUUUAUUUGUUGGUUAAGGCUGACAGUUACAAGCUAAUUAACUUAAUUUUGCUGUGACAGGAGGGGAUCAAAACAAUCAUCAACCUCGGUUAGUCGCUAUGGCUUCCAGAAGUGCCGGAACUCUAAUCACCCACAAUAAUGCAACCUUUAUUCCUCCUGCCUUGAUGCCUGGGUAUCAUGGUCAUGUGCCCACAGCAAUGUUUUCUUAUGGAGAUACCUAUGGGAAUACCACUUUCAAACAUUUUCAAGAUUUCCGCUCUGCAGCCAUGACUACUAGUCAAACCCCUUACAAUAGUGGAGGGCAAUUUCCCACCUUCUACUCAAAUGAUCCUGAGCUGGUUAUAGCAAACAGGUCACGGAAUAGGGAUAAAUGGCUUUAUAGUCCCUCUUGGUCUAGGUACAAUGCAGAUUACAAGAGAACAAUGGAACUACAGCAAUUCAAUAAGAUAGCACAGCAACAAAGAGAACACUAUAAGGAUAAGACUGGCACUGGACAAGGAGUGAACUACUUUGUACUUCCUGAAUGUCAAAAUCCCAGAAAUCUGCAGCAUAUCAGGUAUCCUAGCUCAAAUGACAUGGCUUUGACAUUCAUACAGUGAGUAAAGGAUUUUAAAACUCAAGAGCACUCACAACAGUUUUCAGCUAUAUUUGUCAAGAAACAUGUUAUAUUUUUGUAUAGUAACAUAUGUGGUUGUAACAUGUUCCUUUCUCAAAUCUCAGAAUGUUAGUUAUGACUAAUCCUGAGUUUGUUUCCUUCAGCCUGUACUUGUUCCAAACUGCAUUACUGUGAACAAGUCAAUUAAUCAAACAGUGCUCACAGGAUACCCUUGAAAUGAUGUGCAUGUACCUUUUGUACCUAGUGAGUUACAUCAAUAAUUAAGAGUAUAAAUAGUGAUGUUACAAUGUAUUCCACAAUAAUAAUUUUAAUAAUGAUGAGUAAAACAUUCUGAGCUUUGAAAGGAAUAUUUCAUUAUCACUGAUUUCAUUUAAAUCCUUCUGUCUAUAUUAUCACUGCACAAUCUCAGUCUGACAGGGUUCUUAGUGUUAACUGUUCUAGCUAACAUAACUGUCACAAAUAGCAAGCAAGAUUGAAAGAAAUAGAUUGUUGUAUUUAAAGUUACAUUUAUGUUUACACACUCUCUUUUCUUAUAGUCCUUGGUCCAUAACAAAUAUAUUACAUAAGGCAAGGCACUUUGCAUGUAUAGCAAGUCCAGAUGACCAAGGGGAUCAUGUAGUCUUUUGGAACAAUUAUAUAUUAAGUAUUUUGACAUAACUGUGAUAUUUUGUUUUAAUUUAGCCUUUCCCUCUAGUCAUACUAAAGUAUACACAGAACAAUUACUGAAUGGGGAGGAGUCAUUGCUUAUGUUUGUUCAAGCCAUACUGCUUUUCUUAUUAUCACAAAUAAUCCAGUAUUAUAGUUCAAGUGAUAGUGCUGUUUUUACAGAGUACAUUGAAAAUCUGAGGUCAAAAUAUAAAGUUAUGUCUGAGUUAAGAGCAUUUGCUAAAUGUAAUGUUUCUAAAUGUUCAUUUUAACAUCGUGUCUCAUACAGAAUUAUACUUUUCUAACUGCAGGGAAUUUUAGCAUGAAAUGUUUUGGGCAGUCAUUUAAGGAUCCCUUCUUUGUUGUCAUUACACAGUUUUACUUUUAAAUGUUAUUUCAAAGUCAUUGUCAUAAAUCUUGUUUUGGAUCUGACUUGCACAAAAUGAAUGCCCUGCUUCCUUUUGGAGUGAUACAUAAAUGGUGUGUUAAAAUCUAAGUUCAGUUUCUUGCAUUUUCAGUUAUAAGCAAUAGCGCAACUUCUUUAGAUUAAAUUAAACUUUAUAAAAUGUUUUACCAGCUUUCUAGUGGAGCUCUACAGUUUUACUAGUAACAUUUUUUUACUCAUUCUUUCUUUCUUUCUUUUUUUUUUUA